UUUUCUCGGUACUUGCAACGGCUUUCCAGGUCGUGUGAGAGCUUGUAGACCUUUCUACACGAUUCGCUUUCUUUUAUUGGUUCAGUGGUUCAGUAGUUUUCCGUCAUCUUUAUUCUGGAGUGACCUUUUCUCGAAAAUCCUAUCGCAUGCAGAUCUGAGGUGCCUCUCACUCUUAUUGGCGAACACGCAGGAGAAAAAAAUGACAAAAAAAAAUGAUAAUGCCAUAAUUUAAAUAUUUAUAGAUCAUCGAGCCAUCAAAUUAUGAUAAUACGACUGGAGUGGAGCAUUGUUCGCGAUUAAAUCUUCACCGCAAAAAAGUGACAGUUUUAAGCGGAAGCUGUGAUGCUCAUGGACCAAAUUCGCACUCCUUCCAGUUCCAGUAUCUUCAAUUGUCUCCUGAUCCCUCUCAUACAAAAACAUUUUUUUUUUUUAUUUUUCUUUAACUAUACCUGAUUUGAAAAUCUAUGGUAAAUCGGUCAUUAUUUGUGUGUGUGUUCAAGUGAGUGAUUUUGUUUAAUGCGCUUGUAAGAUGGCUUUUUUCUUGAAAUUAAUUUUGUCACCCCCAGUGCUUCUUUUCUUUGUUUUGUGCUUUGUGAUUUAUUACCUCGUAUACGUGCGUCAAUUGCAGCGAUGGAAACUUUCAAAUAUCCCGGUGACCCGGCCAUUUUUCCUACUGGGCCAUAGGCACAUGUUUAAAAUAUUCUCGAAUUCGGCAGUGGUUCCUUUAGACUACAUCUACCGCGAAAACCCGGAUGUGCCCCUAGUGGCAUUCUUCCUCACAGUUUCGCCAGUGAUUUUGCUCAAAGACCCGUCGUUAAUUAGAAAAGUUUACGGCAAAAGUUUCGAUAAGAUGUUCGCGAACGGGUUCUUCCCGCCGGAGAAGGAAGUGGCGUAUCAAAGCAUCGUGCCCAUCUCAUCAGACCGGGAUCUGUGGAAAGUCGGGCGAAACUCCUUGGCUGCCUCGUUUUCGACCGCCAAACUGGAGAGCUCGGAAUUCGGGAAGUUCAAAAAACAAGUCGACAGGUUGUGGCAUCAUACGGCCAAGUCGGUCCAGCUCGGAAAGCCAGUGAACGGUAAAGAAGCAGCCCAUAAUUUCAUCGUUGACAGUGUCAAUUUGCACACUUUCGGGGUGGACGAAAAUUCUUGGGAGGAAAAAGGUUCAUUGUAUCAGCUCGUUGACAGUGUGUUCGGGUUGACGUACCAAAGACUCGCCAGUUUUUUUGUUUUGACUCUUUUCCCAUUUUUACAGGCAUUUGACCCUUUGAGGUUUAUGCGUCACGAUCAUAUCGAUUCAGUUACGAAGUUCGUAACGGAAAAGGUUCAGGAACGGGACCAGCUCGAAAUCAGGAACGAUGAUUAUAUCGACCGUCUUAUGUCUCUUCGUGGCAAAACCGGCUCAGAGGAGGCUGCUCUGACGAAUUUAGAUACUAAUGAAAAUCCUGCAGGGCUUGGUGUCAAAGAAAUGGUGGGUCACACCUUGACAUGGCUGCUAGCUGGUACAGAUACAAGCUCUCAGCUCUGUCUUUUUGCAACUCAUUUAUUAUCGCUGCAUCCCGAGUACCAGGACCGGAUCAGGGCCGAGGUUAAUGGUGUUAUGCGGAAGCUCAACACGUCAGAGAUUACAUUUCAGGUCGUGCACCAACUUCAGCUCACGGAAUAUUGCCUCUUAGAAACGUCACGUUUGUACCCGAUUUUACCGGCUUUGAUGAGAUGUUGUUCAGAGGACUUUCAAAUUCCUGGCACAAAGUAUGUUCUCCGCAAAGGAGACAGGGUAUUCAUCCUGCCAUAUUCAAUGCACAGAGACCCGCGCUAUUUCAAAGAGCCUGAUAGAUUCUAUCCGGAACGUUUUAGUCCUGAAAAUAGACACCUCGCCUGUCUUGAUAUGUACGUUUCUUUUGGCACUGGGCCUCGGAAAUGUCCAGGUUACAAGAUCGGCGUAUCAUUAGCAGCUCUAUUCAUCGCAUCACUUCUGCACAAAUACCAAAUUAGACCACGAUCACACUUGAAGCAGAUGGACGCUACAGAUUUUGAUCCUCGAGGUUUCACUGCUCAACAUAGUGGACAGUUUUUAGUCGAUCUAGUGCCAAUUGAAUCUCCUGCUUAAAAGUGACAGUUGAGAACACUUCACUAGAUGGUAGCAGUUUCGUUCAUUUUGACAGAGAAAAAAAGAUGGUGAAGCGCGAGGCGGAGGCGUGCACACUUAGUGCAUUAAUGUCUAAGUGGACUUGUCUGCCCCCCUUCCCAUAAGCUUGGAAGUAUUCAUUUCUUGCAAAAGAUUCAAUUCAAUUUAAAUGCACUGACAUGGAUCGAGGACAGAUUAUUUAUUUUCGUAAAGAGUCUCAGAUAGUUCACAACGACAUUUUUCUUUUUUCAAUGAUAGUUCAUCACUUCAGUCCCUAAAAUAAGACACACAAGUUAAGCACUGUAAAACUUUUUCUUUUCUUACAAAUUGUUUACAUGGGUCUGAAUAGAAAAAACAUGUAAAAACGCGAAGAUCUAGGUACGUCGUAAGUUUAAAAUCUGCCAAGACAUUUUUCCCAACUUUUCAGGGCUUCCAGAGCCUCUUUUGCAGCUUGACCAAUGCUUCCUUCGUGUGUGCUCAACGGUUCAUUUUGCAGACAUUUGCAAGAGGAUACAAGUAGAGAUUUGACCUUUUUCAACUGAUUUCUCAUCGCAUCUUUAGACAUGUUUGAACUUUGGAAAUCCCUGGUCGCCAGCACCAUCAGCGGAGCGUGCAGCUCGUACAUCACGGUACCUAAAAAUUAUAAAAUAAUUUAUUACUUUGAAUUUGAGAGUUUCCCUCGAUGUUAAAGAUUAGAGUCAAAAAAUGGAGAGAAUAUACUUGUAUAUCUUGUCAACACAAGAAGAUUGUGGUUGUGAAUCAAAGUCUCAAAAAGAGGUAAUAAAUUACAUGUGAAAUAGUGAUCUUGGAAUAGUGAUCUAUUUGUGGAACUGUUUAUCAAAUAACGAUUGGAAGGUGCUCAAACACGUGAAGAGAUUGUGUGCGCAGUGCGGGAUAAGGGAAGUGAGAGCGCCCUCUUUUUAUUGGUAUGCAACCCGCAUGGUUAUUAAUCACGAAUAGUUGCAUCAAAACCAUGUAAUUGAUGGCUGAAGUCGGAAAAUGCGCAUUUCCGAUGCAACGUCUCAAAAUCUUUGAUCGUUUAACGUAUUGUAUUAUUUCUGAACAAAAAACUAACCAGAACUUUUGCUUGAGACUCUCAGUGAAUAUUUCUGAAAUAGUAAGAAAAAUUUGAAGAAAAAGGAAUUCGGUGGCUAAAGUUUACAAAUUUGCAUCAUUAAUGCAACGCUUGAAAAUCUUCGAUUUUCUUAAAUACUGUGAAGUAAAUUCAACCUUUAUGUAUGUAUUUGUAAAAUUUCCUAUUUAUAUUGUGUAUUAAAAGAGAAAACUAAAAAUACAAAAUACAAAAGUAAUAUAUUGCAGUUUCUGAAAUGUCUAAGAUAAGUCCCUCCUUACCUAAAUAUUUGUCAAAAUCACAGAAUUUCCUUUUGUAUUUUAUAUCUUUAGCAGAGAAACCAUUGUAAUUCCUUGUAAGAGUAAAUUUCCAAAAUUAAGCUGUUGAAUUUCCUCCAAGUCUCACGAAAAUAGAAUUUUUCAUGAUGCUGCGUUAAA
This is a messenger RNA of Bemisia tabaci, 3631 nucleotides long. RefSeq names its product cytochrome P450 6k1. Lineage: Eukaryota; Metazoa; Arthropoda; Insecta; Hemiptera; Aleyrodidae. Gene Ontology annotation, molecular function: iron ion binding; heme binding; monooxygenase activity. The record is from RefSeq and is a predicted model, not a curated record.